Molecule: messenger RNA, 941 nt
Organism: Diachasma alloeum
Lineage: Eukaryota; Metazoa; Arthropoda; Insecta; Hymenoptera; Braconidae
Exons: 2
Coding region: 116-742 (208 amino acids)
Biological process (GO): DNA catabolic process
Cellular component (GO): cytoplasm
Molecular function (GO): nucleic acid binding; 3'-5'-DNA exonuclease activity
Source: RefSeq, a predicted model, not a curated record
UGAAGUAAUGGUAAAAUCGUACGACAUAAGGCAACCGCAUUCAGCGGUCCCGCGAGCUGCAAGUGCUUCAAAGGUCAGAGAAGUGUGUUGUGACAGCUGAAAGUGUCAGCGAAUUAUGGAACCCUUGAAAACUAGGUCACUGGUGUUUUUUGAUCUCGAGACGAAUGGAUUGGACAUCCCCACUGCCGAAAUCAUCCAAGUAGCAGCUAAAUGCGGCGAGAAUACUCUCAACAAACAUAUAAUCCCCGCGAAUUCAAUCCCAGCGGAAGUGACAGCGAUCACUGGACUAUCCGUCAUCGACGGAGUCAUGUACGACCGAUCUCGGAAUGCCGUAGAGACGGUGACGAAGGAGAAAGCCAUGACGAGUUUCAUCGAAUUUUUGUCUAGUCUCGGGGGCAAGGCUCUCCUGAUCGCUCACAACGCUCACAAUUUUGAUGCUCCCAUCAUCAGCCGGACGAUGCAUGAAGUCGGUCUACUUCAUGACUUCAUAACUGUCGUAUUGGGAUUUUCUGACACUCUCCCAAUGUUCAGGUAUGACUUACCGGAGAGACCGUACAGGUGCAAAAAUUACAAAUUACCGGCACUCGCUCAAGAUCUUCUGGGCUUUCGAGAUCCACUUCAUGACGCCAUGGCGGACAUCGAAGUAUUGGAGAGACUGACUCAGCAUGAAAGGGUCAAUGCUGACGUAAAGAAAUUCAUGACUUAUGGCCGAAGUAUUCAGAGCAUUCUGAAUAAUUUGUAAUUAUUUUUUUUAUAUUUUGAUAUUUUGUGCGAGCAAUAUUUGUUGAUACUGUUUUUUAGAGUGAGAGAUUUUUUUAUUGUUUAUGGUAAUUUUAUCCCAUGAGGACAUUUAUGAUCAAUUUUAUACAGAAGUAUAAAAUUGUAAGGGACAUGUUACAAUUAUUUGUUUUUUUGUGCGCAUGCAAUAUUUUGGUUGAAUU